Wasmannia auropunctata (little fire ant) is the source of this 526-nucleotide messenger RNA. Its product is annotated as glucose dehydrogenase [FAD, quinone]-like. NCBI's taxonomy places the organism in Eukaryota, Metazoa, Arthropoda, Insecta, Hymenoptera, Formicidae. Gene Ontology annotation, molecular function: oxidoreductase activity, acting on CH-OH group of donors; flavin adenine dinucleotide binding. The record is from RefSeq and is a predicted model, not a curated record. The transcript has a single exon. The annotation marks the transcript as partial.
ACAGGACCAUGGACGAGUCCGGGACAUAUCGAGACCCUCGCUUUUGUCAAUACAAAACAACCACAUAAACACAUCGGUCUACCGGACAUAGAAUUUAUGUUUACUGGUAUUCAACCAAUAAAUCAUUUAAUGAGGAAUUUUGAAGAUGAUGCAUCCCUACGGAUUAAAUAUAGUGACUGCUAUGGCUGGUACGCGGUGCCAAUAUUGUUGAAACCAAAAAGUCGUGGUAGAAUAUCGUUGUUGGCUAAUGACGUCAACGUUAAACCAGAGAUCGUACCAAACUAUUUCCAUGAUCCAAAUGACGUCAAGACGAUGAUCGCCGGUAUUAAAACUGCGUUAAAAAUUGGUCAAACAAACACAAUGCAGGCGUUCGGUUCUCAGUUGGUAAACAUUACUUACAUGGAAUGCAAAAAUUACAAGUAUGAUUCUGAUGCUUAUUGGGAAUGCAUGAUAAGAAUACGAUCUUCCACACUAUUUCACCCUUGCGGCACUUGUAAAAUGGGACCCCGUGGUGACCCAACUGCUG